This is a messenger RNA of Rhodotorula toruloides NP11, 2718 nucleotides long. RefSeq names its product phosphoinositide 3-kinase. Gene Ontology annotation, biological process: endocytosis; phosphatidylinositol-3-phosphate biosynthetic process; phosphatidylinositol-mediated signaling. The transcript is spliced from 9 exons. Gene Ontology annotation, cellular component: membrane; endosome; phosphatidylinositol 3-kinase complex, class III, type I. Bases 1 to 2718 code for a protein of 905 amino acids. The record is from RefSeq and is a predicted model, not a curated record. Gene Ontology annotation, molecular function: 1-phosphatidylinositol-3-kinase activity. Lineage: Eukaryota; Fungi; Basidiomycota; Microbotryomycetes; Sporidiobolales; Sporidiobolaceae.
AUGCCGCUCGAAUCUGGGCUCGACUCGCUCGCGCACCCCGGGUCGGCGUCGUACGACUCGCAGAUCUCGUUCUUGAAGCAUGGAGACCUCGCACAGCUCGUCGCCAUCAAGGUCGCCUCGUUUGAGGGCCACAUCCCCCAGAGACCGCUCACAGACCUCCUCGACCACCCCGAGCUCAAGCACCACGGCUUCCAGCAGCAGCUCCCGUCCGACCUCUUCGUCCGCGUCGAGUUGUGGGCAGACAACAAGCCGCUUAUCCCGCCUGUCCAGACGGCGCACAAAGCGUUCAAGUCUCGCACGCAGAUCGACUGGAACGAGCACAUCACCCUCCCAAUCAGAUACCGCGACCUGCCUCUCGGAUCGCAACUCGCCGUUACUGUCUACGACAUCGCAGGACCGGGCGAGUUGGCUGUUGUGGGAGGCUCGACGUUGCGUCUCUUCGGUAACAAGUGCACGCUGAAGAAGGGGAAGCAGAGGCUGUUCCUCUGGAAGGGAAAGGCGGCGGACGGAAGCGUCGAGACGGAGACGCCGAGCAAGGUCGGGCUCAAAGACGAGAUGGGACGGCUCGAGAAGCUCGUCAAGAAGCACGAGAGAGGGGACAUCCCUCGGCUGGACUGGCUGGACAAGCUUGCCUUCCGGCAGAUCGAAAAGAUUCACAAGGCCGAAUCGGAGAAGUCAGAGAACUUGUUCCUCUACAUCGACCUUCCACGUUUCGACUUUCCCGUCGUCUUCUGCGAACCCGAAUACCCGCUCCCGGUCCUCUCCUCUCUUGCCCUCUCCUCUGUCGCCGUCCCGCCAUCUACGAGCACCGCAACAGCCCAAGGCUCCUCCACCUCAGCCGGCACCUCCGCCCAACAAGCGGCCGAAGCCUCGCUCUUCACCAUCGUCGACCCUGAAAUCGUGCGCAAGAACCCUGUCGAGGCCAAGCACCGCCGACUUGUGCGAGAUCAUCGCAAUGGACCGCUCGACAGGGAGUUGAAGCCGAACGCGAAGAUUCGGGAUGAGCUGAAUGAGAUCCUACGGUAUCCGCCAACGCAAGAACUCGCGACCCCGCAGCGCGACCUGCUGUGGAAGUUCCGCUUCUACCUCACGCGCGACAAGCGCGCUCUCACCAAGUUCCUCAAGUCGGUCGUCUGGUCCGACCCGGGCGAGGCGAAGCAGGCGGUCGAGACCUUGCUGCCGAUGUGGAGCGAGAUCGAGAUGGAUGAUGCGCUCGAGUUGCUGGGACCUGCGGAGGGCUUCCGGGAUACCAGGGUUAGGGCUUAUGCGGUGCGGCAGCUGGAGCGGGCGGAUGACGAGGAGCUCAUGCUGUACCUGCUCCAACUGGUCCAAGCACUCAAAUUCGAGCCGGCUCCGUCGUCGACCUCGCCCACUUCGUCACACGUCUCGCCAAGUGCUUCGCUGCGACACUCACACGCGCACAUCCACCGCCACGCCUCGUCUCUCCGCCCGUCAGCGGCUGCGUCGCCGCACGACUCGCUUCCGACGCUCGAGGACUUCCUCGUCGAGCGCAGCGCGAGUAACCCGGUACUCGGCAACCACUUCUACUGGUACAUCCAGGUCGAGCGGGAGGACAAAACGCGAGGCAGCAUGUUUGAGGGCGUGGCGCGCAAGUUCGAGCGCAGAAUGCAGGAACUCCAGCAGGAAGGCGAGCCCGAUCGCCUGGAGACGCUGCGGCGGCAAAGCGAGUUUAUCGGCCGCAUCACCCAGCUCGCCUCCUCGCUCCGUCUGUCAAAGGACGCGCGGCCCAAGAAGAUUGAGAAGCUGCGGUCAGCCAUCCACUCCUCUUCGACCGGUCUCAGCUCUUUCUCCUCGCCCGUCCCGCUUCCUCUCGAUGCCCGCAUAUUCAUCACCGGCAUCGACGCCGAGAGCUCUUCCGUCUUCAAGUCGAACCUCUUUCCUCUGCGCCUCCAGCUCCUUACGACGACCGGCGAACCCUACCCCGUCAUCUUCAAGAACGGCGACGACCUGCGACAAGACCAGCUUGUCAUCCAGCUCUUCACGCUCAUGGACCGCCUCCUGCGCAAGGAGAACUUGGACCUCAAGCUCAUGCCGUACCGCGUCCUCGCGACUGGCGCGCUGGACGGCAUGGUCCAGUUCGUACCGUCGAGGACGCUCCAGGACAUCACGUUCGAGUACGGCGCACAGGGCUUGCUCGGAUACUUGAGGGAGAACCACGCGGAUCCGGGCAGCGUGGGCACGUACGGCGUCAAGCCAGAGGUGCUCGACACGUACAUCCGGAGCUGCGCUGGCUACUGUGUUGUCACGUACCUACUCGGCGUCGGCGAUCGCCAUCUCGACAACUUGCUGCUCUCGCCCGACGGGCACUUCUUCCACGUCGAUUUCGGCUACAUUCUCGGCCGCGACCCGAAGCCUUUCCCUCCCGCCGUCAAGGUCUGCAAGGAGAUGGUCGACGCGAUGGGCGGGAUGCACUCGCCGCACUAUGCGCGCUUCAAGAGCCUCUGCUACACGGGCUUCACGACGCUGCGGAAGAACGCCAACUUGCUCAUCAACUUGGUGGCGCUCAUGGUCGACGGCAACAUUCCCGACAUCAAGCUCGAGCCGGAUAAGGCCGUCAUGAAGGUCCAGGACAAGUUUCUGCUCAACUUGACGGAGGAAGAGGCAAUCAAGGAGUUCGAGGCGCUCCUGAACGACACGUCCUACUUCACCUCGGUCCUUGACCGCAUUCACAGCGUCGCGCAGUACUGGCGGUCCUGA